Messenger RNA from Cloeon dipterum, 1044 nucleotides. It is a transcript of the gene BI-1, whose product is annotated as Bax Inhibitor-1. Gene Ontology annotation, molecular function: enzyme binding. The coding region runs from base 130 to 855 and encodes 241 amino acids. Lineage: Eukaryota; Metazoa; Arthropoda; Insecta; Ephemeroptera; Baetidae. Gene Ontology annotation, cellular component: mitochondrial membrane. The transcript has 3 exons. Gene Ontology annotation, biological process: cellular response to unfolded protein; negative regulation of RNA splicing; negative regulation of apoptotic signaling pathway. The record is from RefSeq and is a predicted model, not a curated record.
UAGCAAAACAGCAGAACCCCGAACGGAUCAUCAGAAAGUGUUUUCCCUUAGCAAAUUGAGUCUACGAGUGUUGUACCAGACGACGGACAGUGCCUUUAGUAUCUCUCAGUUCUCGUUUGAACCAGCAAGAUGGACACCCAGUUCGCACGGAAGUUUGUCAACACAUUUCAAUCGAAACUAGAACCACCAGUCAGGGACCACCUGAAGAAUGUUUACGCCUGCCUGACUGUGUCAACCAUGCUAAGCGGCGGAGCUGCUUGGUUCGGCCUCAAUUACCCGAAUAUGAGCAUCGUCCAACCUGGCUUUCUGACACAGCUCGGCGCUGUUGGUCUGCUCAUUGGACUCAUGGCCACCAGGAACAGCAAGCAGAACCAGCCGAUGAGGAUGGGCAUGCUCGCCGCCCUCGCCUACUGCAUUGGAACGAAUCUGGUACCCCUGCUGGAUUCUGUGCUGAAGGUCGACCCUAGCAUCGUGGUGACGGCCCUGUUGAGCACCUCAGUGGUCUUCGUGUCCUUCUCGAUGUGCGCCCUGCUGGCGGAACGAGGCAAAUGGCUGUUCUUGGGUGCGCCCCUGCUUAGCCUGAUGAACGUGAUGCUGCUGCUGCUGACCCUGUCCAUCUUCACUGGCACGUAUGCGUUCAUGUUCAACGCCAACGUCUACCUCGGCCUGUUGGCCAUGUGCGGCUUUGUGCUCUUCGACACUCAGCUGAUCGUGGAGAAGCGGCUGAUGGGUGACGACGAUUACAUCGGCCACUCGGUCGACCUGUUCAUCGACCUUGUCGGCAUCUUCCGCCGCCUCCUCAUCAUCCUGACCAAGAAGGAGCAGGACAGCAGGAACAAGAACAAGCGCGAAUAACCUCCUUUUCGCUAAAAUAAAUGAAUGUAAAUGUGUUGAUACCCAGCAUCCUUCGAAAACGAAAGGAGUCCUCUGGUUUUUGUACUGAUAUGUAUUGAUGGAAAAGUAAUAAUCACGAAUUAUUUAAAAAUGUUCAAAACAUCAUGUGUAUCGUAUCGGAAUAAAAAUAUAUUUAAUUGUCUAUAAAAA